Molecule: messenger RNA, 2959 nt
Organism: Durotheca rogersii
Lineage: Eukaryota; Fungi; Ascomycota; Sordariomycetes; Xylariales; Xylariaceae
Exons: 3
Coding region: 528-2645 (705 amino acids)
Biological process (GO): regulation of GTPase activity; signal transduction
Cellular component (GO): cytoplasm
Source: RefSeq, a predicted model, not a curated record
CGUAUGUGCAUGUCCACUUCCCCUGUCGCUCUCUCCCUCUGCUCUCCGUCGUCCCAGAGGUCAAUUCAUCAAUCAUCGAUAUUCCGUCCUGUUUCGUCCAAUUCAAACCGCCCCCCUCGAAAAUCUUCGGCUUCCUUGGGAUAGUCCCUGUUACCAACUAUUGGCGCCUCUUUAUGACCAGUUUUCUUUCUUGUACAAUGCCGCAUCUCGUCAUCCUCGCCCAUAGAUAGCCCUUAUUCGAUCUUGUUACCGUGCUCGCUCGCCGGCUGGCGUCCCUCAUCGCACACAUUUCCCUUGCCCUUCCGCACAUCCCCCAUGCAACCUCUCAGCCAAUCCUUCCUGAGACCGGUUUGAUACUUCUCUAGCACCCCGAUAUCUGAUACAGCAUUCCACGGCGCCCUAUUCAGCCUGUCCUCCUGCUGCAGCGCACGAACCAGACCUGUCCCUGAGAUUCCCUGAUUCGUCAUCGAGCUGGAGGGCAGCGGGCGGAAUAGGGGAACGCUCAUCUACACCCACCACCGUCCACAAUGCGCCGAAAGCCAGCCCCCAACCCGUUGUCCCUGUCUGACGAUUCCGAUUCCGUGGGCGAGCGGUCCGCUGCCAAUGCCAACACCACCCUUACCUUCCCCGAUCCCACCGCCUUAGAGAUAGACAGGUCGAGCCCGCGCCCUACCCUCGCCAGCGAGAGCAGUCUUCACGUCGUCUCGUCGACAUCGUCCAGGUCGCCCAAGUCCCCUCGCUCCCCUCUGAGCAAGUUCAACCUGGCAAAGACGGCCCAGGCGCAUGCCGACACAUACCAGCUGCCGCCACAACUCCCCGACGAGGCGCACAUCGCUCAGCAUCGCCAACACGAAGGCCCCCAUUACGCCGACCCAGGCUUCCCGUCCCUGAACGCCGCACCGCCGCCAUCCCACGCCCCGUCCGCUUACUCGACUACGUCUGCUCGUUCGGCGAGAGAAAACGAAAAACAUUCGAGAAGCGCCAGCCGUUUCUUCAACUUUAGCACCAAAGUGACCAGGUCUGCCAACCAGCUCCACCAUAGCCACUCCGAAAGCACGAGCAUGGACGAAGUCAUAUCCCGUGGCGCAGAGAAUCCUGUCAUAUCAGAUAAGGCGUCGAGCAAGCAUUCUAAGAAUUCAGACCUGUCCUCUGUCGAUCCUCCGAAUCAGAAGUCAGCCCCAUCUUUACCAUCCAGGUCAGAUGUCUCAUUGGUAUCGACUAAUGAGCAGGAUUCCAACACGCCCAGGAAGAAUAAGCCGAAACCUUUUGCGCUCCUCGGCCGCAACAGAUCAUUGAAGGACAAUAAAGAUGAGCAUAGCCCGAAAGACCAAGUCACGAUCAAGCUGAAUGAGGCCGAGGGGGAUACGUCCGUGGUGGGCAUGCAACCUUUGAAGACGGCGCCCAUGAACCCAGACGGCUACGAGCGGUCUUUCAGACACAUGAUGAAUUCAGGAGCGCGGAACCACUCUGCCGACAGGGCGCCUCGAGAUGCACCGGGACACAAAGAACAUCGAAACGAUAAAGACCGCGACCGGGGCCAUCCUUCUUCCUAUAAGGACAGUAACGGUUCCGCAUUCUUCGCCGGCCUCAAAAACUCGGGUAGCCGAGCCGCCGACAUGAUCAGCAAAGGAUUGUUUGGGAGAGGCGUACGAAGUGCCAGCACCACCGAGAGGGAUGCGGUCGACGAUGAACACUACUUGCUGAAGGUCAUAAAUUUGCCCCUGGUCGAGCAGACGCGAUUGACGAGGAUAUCCAAACGGCUGGAAGAUUCUCGGGACAAGACUGAAUUCUGGAUGCCCGCCUUCCCCUGGAGAGCGAUUGACUAUCUCAAUCUCAAGGGAACCGAGGUCGAGGGUCUCUAUCGGGUACCUGGGAGUGGUCCUCAGAUCAAGAAAUGGCAAAGGAAGUUUGAUGAAGAAUACGACGUCGACCUAUUCGCGCAGGAUGACCUUUACGAUAUCAAUAUCAUCGGUUCGAUGUUCAAGGCCUGGCUCCGCGAGCUUCCCGACGAGCUUUUCCCGAAGGAAGCCCAGGAGCGCAUCGCUCGAGAGUGCGCCGGGGCGGAGAGGGUGCCCCAGCUUUUGAUCGACGAGCUUUCCAACCUAUCGCCAUUCAACUACUACCUACUCUUUGCGAUCACAUGCCACCUCAGCUUACUUCUCGCACAUUCCGAAAAGAACAAGAUGGACUUUCGAAACCUCUGUAUCUGCUUCCAGCCCUGCAUGAAAAUCGACGCCUUCUGCUUCAAAUUCCUUGUUUGCAAUUGGAGGUCGUGUUGGCAAGGGUGCAAGAACGAAGCCAAAUAUAUCGAAGAAGAAUACAUGCUGUUCCGACAACCGAUACCUCGAGGGCUGAGUUCCGAUCUGCGAAACCAAGUCGGGGGCGAGACGCAGGAAGACCGGAACCUGUCUUCGUCGGACAGCAGCAAGUUGUCGGCGCCGCCGGUCGAGCAGCGUCACGGAAAAGUGAGGAGGAAACCCCUGGCAUCAGGCCACUCAAACGGGAGUAUGGCAUCGAACUAUUCGACUGCGUCAACAUCCCUGACUGUGAACAGCGAGCAGGAGACACCACGACAGCGGACCGGAGAACGAGACCUGAGACCGCUUUCGCCGAUCAAGCCGCUUUCUCCGAUGAAUUUCUCUUGACGAUUAUACUUACGCUCCUGUAUGCACAUCUAUCUAGAGGGCAAGGGGAGGGCGUUAGUCCUGCAUCGGGUAUGCCGCCCUCCGACUCGAUAAUACCACAAGGGGGUCACUGAAUGCAUCCCACGCCAUCUGCUCUGGUGGUUGGUCCUCUUUGAGACGACAUUACGUUCUGUUACGAUUUCUCUCCCACCCUCCCUCAUCUUUUUUUUUGAAGCCUUCUACCAUUGUCGCCCGAGCUCGCCGGCGCCGAAUUAAUCGUGCCCGCCUCGCCCCACCCGCAGAAGCACAUGCGGAUUUCGGCUCUCUAUCCUGGU